Messenger RNA from Lynx canadensis (Canada lynx), 4176 nucleotides. It is a transcript of the gene GPR173, whose product is annotated as G protein-coupled receptor 173. Lineage: Eukaryota; Metazoa; Chordata; Mammalia; Carnivora; Felidae. The record is from RefSeq and is a predicted model, not a curated record. Gene Ontology annotation, biological process: G protein-coupled receptor signaling pathway. Bases 239 to 1360 code for a protein of 373 amino acids. Gene Ontology annotation, molecular function: G protein-coupled receptor activity. The transcript is spliced from 2 exons. Gene Ontology annotation, cellular component: plasma membrane.
CAGGAGUGUCACUGGCUGCCACAUCACUGAGGACACAUCACUGAGGGUCCCACAAUGUGGCCUGGGCUGUGAUUUAUCCUGGGUGAGACAGCUUGAGCCCCCUCCCUGGAUUCCAAGACAGCCCUGCUGAGAAAGCCCAGGUGCAGCCCAGCAGGACAACUGAUGGAGUCCCCCAGGGCCCAUCAAAUACCGGACUGGCUGAUCCUGUAAGGCUGGGAGCAGCCCCUGCCCCCUCAGUAUGGCCAACACUACUGGAGAGCCCCAAGAGGUGAGCGGCGCACUAUCCCCACCAUCAGCAUCAGCUUAUGUGAAGCUGGUGCUGUUGGGACUGAUCAUGUGCGUAAGCCUGGCGGGCAAUGCCAUCUUGUCCCUGCUGGUGCUCAAGGAGCGUGCCCUGCACAAGGCUCCUUAUUACUUUCUGCUGGACCUGUGCCUGGCCGACGGCAUACGCUCUGCCGUCUGCUUCCCCUUUGUGCUGGCUUCUGUGCGCCACGGCUCCUCAUGGACCUUCAGUGCUCUCAGCUGCAAGAUUGUGGCCUUUAUGGCUGUGCUCUUUUGCUUCCAUGCGGCCUUCAUGCUGUUCUGCAUCAGCGUCACCCGCUACAUGGCCAUCGCCCACCACCGCUUCUACGCCAAGCGCAUGACACUCUGGACAUGCGCAGCUGUCAUCUGCAUGGCCUGGACCCUGUCUGUGGCCAUGGCCUUCCCACCUGUCUUUGAUGUGGGCACCUACAAGUUUAUCCGUGAGGAGGACCAGUGCAUCUUUGAGCAUCGCUACUUCAAGGCCAAUGACACGCUGGGCUUCAUGCUUAUGUUGGCUGUGCUCAUGGCAGCCACACAUGCUGUCUAUGGCAAGCUGCUCCUCUUCGAGUAUCGUCACCGCAAGAUGAAGCCAGUGCAGAUGGUGCCAGCCAUUAGCCAGAACUGGACAUUCCACGGUCCUGGGGCCACCGGCCAGGCUGCUGCCAACUGGAUCGCUGGGUUUGGCCGUGGGCCCAUGCCACCAACCCUGCUGGGUAUCAGGCAGAAUGGGCACGCAGCCAGCCGGCGGCUGCUGGGCAUGGACGAGGUCAAGGGUGAAAAGCAGCUGGGCCGUAUGUUCUACGCGAUCACACUGCUCUUCUUGCUCCUCUGGUCACCCUACAUUGUGGCCUGCUACUGGCGAGUGUUUGUGAAAGCCUGUGCCGUGCCCCACCGUUACCUGGCCACCGCUGUUUGGAUGAGCUUCGCCCAGGCUGCCGUCAACCCGAUAGUCUGCUUCUUGCUCAACAAGGACCUCAAGAAGUGCCUGAGGACUCACGCCCCCUGCUGGGGCACAGGAGGUGCCCCGGCUCCCAGAGAACCCUACUGUGUCAUGUGAAGCAGGCGGGUAGGCAGACAGGCAGGGAGGUCAUGGCUACCUUCCAAGGUAGUCAUGGCUACCUUGCUGGGGCCAACAAUAAGGGAAGGGUGGGCCUCCUACAGGAGCCUUUCUUUCUGAGCUCCAGCCCCAGCCCCUGGAACCACCGGGAAUCUAGGCACCUUUGCCAACACCUCCCCAGGGUUGGAGACCGGGGUGGGGGACUGGGAAAGAGGUGUUUCUAAUUCUGUGGGGCCUGUCUCUGCUGCCUCAUUCUCCACUUCUACAAUCUCUGUCAUUUCCUCUCUCUCUCUCUCUCUCCUCUCUCUUUUCCUCUCUCUCUCAGAAGUGACAAUUCAGAAAAAGAAAGUAAGACUGAAAAUGCAGGUUUUUCUACUAACAGCUGAGGAGAUAGGCUUUCUUGCUUUAAUGUCUCUUCUUCUGACAUUGUCCAGAAGGGGGAAAUUUGUCCUGUAAAAUAGACUUCCAGAGCUCUUAUUGCCCCCUCUGCUCCCAUGCACCUUCUCCUUCCAAGUCCUUUAGCAAGACCUGGAUUUUAGGGAGAAAUUCAUCUGCUGACAACAGGGAUCAAAGGGGGUUCUGGGUCCCCAGGGAGCGGGGAUGUUUAAUGGCUGCGUUGUGUGCAAUUGUUGUUUUAAGCUAACCCUGGUCCCAAGCCUGGUUUCCUCUCCCUCCCCACCAUGUCCAGACCUCCUGAGUGUUUCUUGAGCAUCUGUUCAAGAAGCCAGGAGGGGAGGGAGAAGGACCCUUGGAAUGGGCUCAGGCUAGGUGAAGAAUAGGAUGUGAGCUGCACGCCUCGAGUUGAAGAGACCUGAGCUUGGCUGCAUUCUUUCGAGCUGCCUCCUGGAUCCCCAGCCCCCAACUCUUCUUCCUGAGGAUGGAAAUCCACUCCAGCUCCACUAGGGCUGAUGUGGGUGCCCUGGGCAGGAGCAUUCCCCCAGGGAAGUGUAGGGAGAAAGCCAAACUCCCCAGAGUAACUGGAAACGAGCACCUGGGGUCAGAGCCGAACUCAACCCCAGAAUUGUCUCCUGGGUUCAUACUAUUAUCCUGAAGAUGAAAAGUUGGGGGUGGCCUUGGUAUAAUGCAUGAUGGUAUAAGCUCCAAGGCAUUGUGGACCUGAGUCCAUUCCUAUCUGACCUCUUUUUGUCCCCUUGAAGCCUCAGGGGCCUUGCCCCUCUUGGUAGCCCUUGGCCUUCUGGGCCCUCAGCCCCCAGAUUCCUUUCCCUGAACAGCCCUUCUCCCCUUUUUUCCUUCCACCCAAAGUGGAGCAGACUACAGCCAGAUUCUUCAGGUGGGAGAGCCCAAGCCUCCCUCCCAGGGCAGAGUCCACCCUGGACUCACAUCAUGGCCAGUUCUUAUGGAACUGGUGAGCCAAGCUGGCAUUCCUUUGCCUGGUCUUGCCCAGAUUCUUUGUCCCCCUCUUAUUUCCUGGGGGAGGGAGAGAUCUGUAUUUAUCCACACCCUUUUCCCUUUCUGAUAGAAGCCCUUGUCCUAAGCUCCCUCCCUACCCCCAAGACAGUCCCAGCACUGGGGAAGCCUUGAUCCAAGAGGAAUGGGGAGGGCACUCUAGGCAGGAGAGACAUUAAUGAGCCUGGCUGUGGAGCAGCCCUGGAAAGGCAGGCCAGAGUGGCUGAGUGGGUGUGGGGGCGGGUACCUGUUCUCUCAAUGAUAGUGAUGGGGGUGCCUUUCCCAGGGAGUGGGGUGGGGGGGACCACAGGGGUGGGAGUAGAUAGGGUAUAUUCUGGAAGGUUUUCCUCCAUUUCUUUUUUCUAACUGCCUGGAUUCACCAUUGGAUUUUGUAAAUGGGAAACUGAAAAGAACAAUGCUAUAUUGGAUGUUUUCUCUUUCUGACUCGUGUGUGUGUGUGUGUGUGUGUGUGUGUGUGUGUGUAUGUGUGUGUGUGUGUGUGUGUCCUGUCUGCAUGACCACAUGUGGGGAGGUAUGGUCAAGUGAGACUGUGUGUGACUCUGUGUGGGGAGGCAGCACAGCCUGGUGCACACAUGUGAGCAAAUGCCUGUAUGUGGAGACAUAUAGCACAAACACACACAUGUACACAUAUGCACCUAACUGAAAGGAGACAAACUAGAGUAUGUCCCUGCAGCAGGAGGUUGAGUGGUCAGAGAAUAGAAUUUUAAAACUGUACAUAUGUAUGCAGCAAGAGGGUAGACUCCCAUUUCAUAAAUCUUCCUCCUUUGGCCCAGGCUGUGAACAUGGAGCAGGGGCAGGAUACUUGAGAACUCCAUCUCUUCCCAAAGCCUGGAACCCCCAGGUACCAUUCCAACUCCAUGGUCAGUCUCCUCUCAAAAACACAAAUGAAGUGUUCCUGAAAGUGGACUGCAAUGGAAAAUAGGGACUGGGAAUUGGGGAUUAAACUUGAGGGUGAACUAAUGGGGUUAGAAAAUGCUCCCUACAAAGUAAUGGCUUCUGGAGGGACUGCUCAGUCUGGGAUGGGAGCCCUUCUGAAGAGUCCACUGUAUACAGCUGGGACUUUGGUAACCUUUGACUAAAUUCAGAGGAGGGAUGUUAGGGGUGAAUAAAGAAAGCCAAGCCUGGGAGUCUACCCAGCUAGCCUGCUACCUGGGCACUCAAAUACUUUAUUUACUUAUUCUCUCAGGUGCACAGAAUUGAGUUGACCAUACUCCUCAGUUCUUGGCACACUAUAUCAUCGUUGGUCCAUGUGAGUCCCUUUUAUUUUUUUGUUUUGUUUCAUCCCUUUCAUCACUCAUCCCUGAUCCAAUCCCCCCUCCCACAUAGACACCCACUCUUGUGUAUUUAAUGUAUGUCCUUCCAAUUCACCGUUCAUGUAUUUGUUUACA